This is a messenger RNA of Morone saxatilis (striped sea-bass), 4893 nucleotides long. Its product is annotated as titin-like. The record is from RefSeq and is a predicted model, not a curated record. Gene Ontology annotation, cellular component: neuronal cell body; plasma membrane; axon. The transcript has 7 exons. Gene Ontology annotation, biological process: homophilic cell-cell adhesion; synapse organization. Bases 661 to 2682 code for a protein of 673 amino acids. NCBI's taxonomy places the organism in Eukaryota, Metazoa, Chordata, Actinopteri, Moronidae. Gene Ontology annotation, molecular function: axon guidance receptor activity.
UAAAAUAAUGUUUGUUGACUCGACUGCGUACCUCCAACUGCGCACCACAAGGUUUGAGGAUAAUGGAGUCUACACCUGUGAGGCUCAUAAUGAUGCUGGCAGUGCAAGCUGCAGCACCGUUCUCACAAUUCAAGGUCAGCUAUUGAAUUCAAUCUUGGCUACACAUUGUUGUUUUGUGGAUUUUGUCUCCUCUGAACUUGUGUAGCAUGGAACUGAAGUAAUGAAAGUCCCUUGUGAUUCAGAUUUGGAUAAUUCGUUUGGCCAUUUAUGGGUUCUUUUCCAAACCGGUCUAAAAACUUAAGCAUGGAAUCCAACAACCCCAAAUCCUGUUUCAGUUAAAACAGGUCCUCCUCCAGUGUGUCGCAUAGCAUGAGUGUUACCUCUUUUUUUAGAGACAUAUUGUCUCCUACAUUUGCUGGAAUUACCUAGGUAUACCUUUGACUUACCUUUUACAUUUUAAUUUCAAUAUGAUAUGAUUUAGCCUCCAAUCAUAGCAUGAACAUAAGCUAUGUUUGUGUUCUUGUUUUUUCUGUCAACGCCUGGAUGGAUUCCUCUAGCAUGGACUGAACUUAAGCAUGAACUUGAAGAAUUUCUGUCCAAUGGAACCCAAUUGCUUGCAGUGAAAACUUGCUUGUCCAGGAUCAUUACAUCUGUUAAUAUAUGCUGAUAUAUUUUCCAGAGUCCCCAUCCUUUACUAAAACUCCAAACCCAGUAGAGGGCAUUAAAGGGAAAGAUGCCAGCCUGCACUGUGAGGUGUAUGGCACUCCACCUUUCCAGGUUAACUGGUACAAAGACAGAAGGCCACUGAAGGAGAGCAGGAAAUAUAAGAUGGUCAAUGAGGGCAACUCUGCCACGCUUCACAUUGUUAAACUGGAGCAAGAUGAUGCUGGAAUUUACGAGUGCAGAGUGUCAAACAAUGUAGGAAGUGAAUCCUGCCGCACUACCAUUUGCCUUAAAGAACAACCAGCGUUUGUCAAGAAAUUGGUCGACCAAUCAGUGAAAUUCGGCCAGCAGCUGACACUGACAGCUACGGUUAAAGGCUCUGAACCAUUGACUGUGUCCUGGGUUCAGGACAAAGAUCACAUUCUCAGAGACGGUGACAACAGGAAAAUCACCUUUGAGAAUAAUGUGGUCACCCUUGUAGUGCCCAAGGCUGACUCAACCACAGCUGGUAAAUACACCUGCCAGCUAAGGAAUGACUCUGGACUUGUAGAGUCUGUCUCCCAAGUUACCGUUCUAGAACCCGCUGCUAUUGUGGAUAGCCCAGAGUCCUUGAACGUGAAGUCAGGAGAAAAUGCAGCUCUUGAAGUCACAGUUUCUGGCUCACCAGACCUGAAAAUUAAGUGGUUCAAGAAUAACAAGGAGCUCUCUGCUGGUGCCAAGUAUCAGAUGUCCUUCACAAAGAAGGUUGCCGCCUUGAAGAUUCAGUCUGCUGAUAAAGCAGAUGCCGGAGAAUACAAGCUAGAAAUUACAAACCAUGUUGGUACAGCCUCUUGCAAAACUAAGCUCUCUGUCUCAGAUAAGUUGAUUCCACCGAGUUUCAUAAGGAAGCUGAGAGACACCCACCUUGUUGUGGGUAAGCCUGGUGAAAUGGAGUGUAAGGUCACUGGCUCUGCUCCUUUAACAACUUCCUGGUUCCACAACGGCCAGGAGAUCAAGAGUGGGCCUAACUAUGACAUUAGCUGCACUGAUAAUAACUGCAAACUGAGAGUCCCAACAAUCAAGAUGUCAGAUACCGGCAAAUACACAUGUAAAGCCGUGAAUGCUGCAGGAGCCAGUGAGACGAGUGCGUCAAUGAAUGUAACAGAACCUCCCACUUUUGUGGAAACACCCGAAGCGAAGGAAACACUGCCCGGCAAAAAUGUGACUUUCUCAGCCAAAGUUAAAGGCAGUGCCCCCCUGAAAGUCAAAUGGUUCAGGGGAGCCAAGGAAAUGCAGCAUGGAAGAGGCUGCGAGAUCGCUCUAAAGAACGACGUUGCCACUUUCGUGCUUCACAAAGUCGAAAAGUCCCACGCAGGAGAGUACACCUGCCAGAUCAUUAAUGAUGCAGGGAAGGAAAGCUACCCAGUUAACCUGUUUGUGAAAGAACCAGUCCACUUUGUGAAGAAGCUGAGAGACAUGUCCUCUGAGAAGGGCAAGCCUCUGAGACUUGAGGUCACAUUUGCUGGAACCCCCAGGGUAAAUGUGACCUGGAAGAAGGAUGGUAAACUCAUCUGGGCUUCAUACCAGUACAAUGUGAUCACCACAGACACCUCCUGCAUCCUGGAUGUUCUUAACUCUGACAGGGUGGAGGCAGCUGGUAGAUACUCUUGCGAAGUAGACAACGGAGUCGGAAGUGACAGAUGCGAAGCACAAGUGUCAAUUCUAGAGCGACCAUACUUUGUUGAAAAGAUGGAGCCAGUGGAGGUAACUGUGGGCGAUCCGGUUACCCUGAAAUGCCGUAUUGCAGGAACUCCUGACAUCUCCGUAGCUUGGUUUAAAGCUGAUGGAAAGCUGCGCAAGUCCAACACUUGCUCAAUGGACUUUGCAAACGGUGUCGCCACUUUGAAACUGAUCAAAACGACCAAGUUCGAUCACAGCCAAUACAUCUGCAAGGCAGAGAAUCGUGUCGGUUCAGCCUCUGCCAGCUGUAAUGUGGUGGUGAAAGGUGAUGCUUGUUUUCCGUACUUCCUUUUUCUUUGAGAGAGAAACGAUCAGCCAGUUAUUUCUGCUACUGGAUCCUCUCAUUAGAAUUCAGUUUCUUUUGAUUGUACCAAAAUUGUCCUAAAGAUUACCUCUGGUGAAAUAUGCAACUCUUGGAAAACAAUACUAAUGUAGCUUAAUAGUUUAGUUUACAAGUUACAUUUUAGCCAUGAUAGAAUUAACUUUGACAUAGAGGCAUUGAAAUGCAUGGAAAUAUAACAAUGGGCACAUUUCUAACACCAGCAUUGCUUCUCUCAGAACCUGUGCGCUUUAUCAAGAAGCUGGAAGAUACUACUUUCACAGUGGGUCAGCCACUGAAAUUAGUCUGCGCAUACACCGGAAGCCAGAGGGUCCAUGUCACAUGGAAAAAGGAUGGAAAGCUGAUUUGGGCAUCUUAUCAGUAUAAUGUUAAAACUACGGAUUCGAUCUGCUCUCUGGAAGUCCUCAACAGCGACAGGCCUGAGGCAGCUGGAACGUACACUUGCGAAAUUUCCAACGGAGCUGGAACUGAUGUUUGCCACGCUUGUGUCAGCCUAGGUAAAACCCCUAACACACCAUCUGCUUUAAAUUCAUCAGCCAAGUGUGCUGUUGUCUAGUAGGCACAAUUGGUAGUUGUAGUCAUCUAGGACUAAAAAUGUCAGUUGAGACUAUUGCAAAAUCUCCAUAACCUGCCCCUUCUAACAUAACAUAAUUAAACCUACAUGCAACUAACCCAACCAUUACUCCUCUCAGAGCCUGCUCGCUUCGUGAAAAAGCUGGAAGACACUUAUUUCAGACUCCACGAACCUUUGGCCAUCAAGUGCACGUACACUGGAAGCCAGAGACUGUCCGUGACCUGGAAGAAGGACGGAAAACUCAUCUGGGCAUCAUAUAAGUACAAUGUCAAGACCACCAACGACACCUGCAUUUUGGAAAUCCUUAACAGUGACAGAGAAGAGGCCGUUGGAAGAUACACAUGUGAAAUCUCUAACUCUGGAGGAAGCGAUAUCUGCCAUGCUAAUGUGAAACUAGGUAACCCACCUUAGCAACUCACUUCUUUACAGGGAUUAAGAAUCAUUUGUACCUCCAUAAAAUAUAAUGUAACUAGCUUGUUUAAAAGAUGAACCAUUGCUUAUAAUAUCUAACAAUGCCAUUGCUAAUUGAUUUCUUAGAACCAGUUCGCUUUGUGAGAAAACUGAGAAACACCUUCUAUAAAAUUGGCCACCCUUUGAUGCUGGAGUGCACAUUCACUGGCAGCCAGAGGAUUUACGUCAGCUGGAUAAAAGAUGGAAAACCCAUCUGGGCAUCAUACAAGUACAAUGUUAAAACCACCAACUUCUCCAGCACCUUGGAAGUUCUCAACAGUGAUAGUCGGGCAGCCAUCGGGAAAUACUCAUGCGAGAUUUCCAAUUCAGAGGGCACUGAUAUCUGCCAUGCUAUGGUUAAGAUAGGUAAAGCCACUAACAUAUGACCAUCAUCUAUUUUGAAAUUUCAAAAAUCAGAUCAAUCCUUUCACAUAAACAUGCAUUUGCUUGCUGUAACAUAAAUGACAUAACAUGCAACUAACAUCACCAUUGCUUCCUGUAGAACCUGUGCGCUUCAUAAAAGAGCUGGAAGACACCACCUUUAGACUCGGCCAGCCCCUGUCGCUGUACUGUGCUUACAGUGCAAGCCCCAGGGUCAAUGUGAGCUGGAGAAAGGAUGGUAAACCAAUCUGGGCCUCCUACAAGUACAACGUCGAGACCACAGAUAAUUCCUGUGUCUUGGAGGUGCUCAACAGUGACCGGCUAGAAGCAGCAGGCAGAUAUUCCUGUGAAAUCUCUAACUCUGAGAACACCGCUAUCUGUUAUGCACAGGUCAAACUAGGUAAAACAUCAAACAUGAAGGGCUCAUUUCUUUCAGUUUUAAUUUUACCUAAAAAAAAAACCUAAAUUUAUUGUUAUUGGGAAUGCAUCUAAAGACAGCUGGCUGGUUGGCAGUUAAUGUUCAUUUUGGGACAUGGCAAUAUAAAAAUCUGGCUUAAAAGCUAUAAUAUGCAACAUUUCCGAAUUAAGAUGUUUAUAAACACUAGGCCUAUGUUUGCACCAAUGUUCAAACCUAAUGUUCUGUCAUUUUAUUCAGGUAAUGAUGUGUUUCACCAGUCGCCUGUCAAUGGCAUCAUAUCCCCUUUGUGCAGGCAUCAGCAUUGUGGUUGUCUUCCAGAAGCUGUCAUAAGUUGAUUUUUUAUCCAGU